AUGAGCGUCGUCGGCGUUGACUUUGGUGCCCAGAGCACCAAGAUUGGUGUCGCGCGCAACAAAGGUAUCGACAUUAUCACAAAUGAGACCUCGAACCGAUCUACACCAUCCUUGGUUGGCUUUGGUCCAAAGAGCCGAUAUCUGGGUGAAGCCGCAAAGACCCAGGAGAUUUCGAAUCUCAAGAACACCAUCUCCUCGCUGAAACGCCUCGCCGGCCGAAGCAUUAAUGACCCCGAAAUCGCCAUCGAGCAGCAGUACAUUACUGCACCUCUGGUGGACGUCAAUGGCCAGGUGGGCGCCGAAGUCACAUACCGUGGGGAGAAGCAGAAGUUCACCGCCGUCCAAUUGAUUGCCAUGUAUUUGGGGAAGAUCAGAGACACGGCCAGCAAGGAAUUGAAACUCCCUGUCUCGGACGUGGUCAUCAGCUGCCCGCCCUGGUUCACGGAUGCCCAGCGAAGAGCAAUGCUAGAUGCGGCCGAGGUUGCCAACCUGAAACUGCUCCGGCUCAUCAACGACAACACGGCCAUUGCCUUGGGCUACGGCAUCACAAAAUCCGACCUUCCCGAAGCUGAUGCUAAGCCACGUCGGGUGUGCUUUGUGGACAUUGGAUACAGCGACUACACCUGCUCCAUUGUCGAAUUCCGCAAGGGUGAACUGGCCGUCAAGGCCACCACCUUUGACCGACAUUUCGGUGGACGCAACAUCGACAAGGCUCUUGUCGACCAUUUUGCCGCGGAAUUCAAAGAGAAGUUCAAGCUUGACAUCACCACCAACCCAAAGGCCAUAACUCGGGUAGCCGCAGCUGCCGAGAAGCUGAAAAAGAUCCUCUCCGCCAAUGCCCAGGCCCCCCUCAGCAUUGAGUCUUUGAUGGACGACAAGGAUGUCCGAGCCAUGUUGAAGCGUGACGAGAUGGAAGAACUCAUCAAGCCUCUCCUCGAUCGAGUCACCGGCCCGCUUGAACAGGCUCUUGCCGAAGCCAAAGUAAAGAUUGAGGACAUCGACGCCAUUGAGAUGGUGGGUGGGUGCACUCGCGUGCCGGCCAUCAAGGACCGAAUCAGCAAGUUCUUUGGCAAGCCUCUCUCCUUCACACUCAACCAGGACGAGGCUGUCGCUCGGGGUUGCGCAUUCAGCUGCGCCAUUCUCUCACCGGUCUUCCGAGUUCGAGAUUUCUCGGUCCACGAUAUCGUCAGCUACCCGAUUGAAUUCACCUGGGAGCAAUCACCCGAUAUUCCCGAUGAGGAUACGAGCUUGACUGUCUUUAACAAGGGCAACGUCAUGCCCUCCACCAAAAUCCUUACAUUCUACCGGAAACAACCGUUCGACCUCGAAGCGCGGUACGCCAAGCCGGAAUUGCUUCCCGGAAAGAUCAACCCCUGGAUCGGGCGCUUCUCGGUCAAGGGUGUCAAGGCGGAUGAGAAGGAUGAUUUCAUGGUGUGCAAACUCAAGGCGCGUUUGAAUCUGCACGGCAUCCUCAACCUCGAGAGCGGCUACUACGUCGAGGAUGUCGAGGUGGAGGAGCCGGAGCCGGAAGCAAAGAAGGAUGGCGACGCCAUGGAGACGGACCAAGCCAACGGCUCUGCUGAAGCGAAGCCCAAGAUGCGCAAGGUCAAGAAGCAAGUGCGCAAAGGCGAAUUGCAGCUUGUUUCCGGAACUGGGUCGAUGGAUGAGUCGGCCAAGGCCCAAAUGAGCGAGCAGGAAAAUGCCAUGUACAUGGAAGACAAGCUCGUGACCGAUACCGAAGACAAGAAGAACGAGCUUGAGGCGUUCAUCUACGAGCUCCGGGGCAAGAUCGAGGAGCAAUACGCAGACUUUGCCAGCCAGGAAGAGAAGGACAAGAUCCGAGAAAAGCUGGAGAACACUGAGGACUGGCUGUACGACGAAGGAGAUGACGCCACCAAAGCACAGUACAUCGCCAAGAUGGAAGAGAUCCGAUUCGUUGCAGGUCCAGUGAUCCAGCGAUACAACGACAAGCUCGAAGAGGAGCGACAAGCAGUGCUCAAAGCGCAAGAAGAGGAAGCGGCUAGAAAGAAAGCAGAGGCGGACGCCAAGAAGAAGGAAGAGGAAGCGAAGAAAGCGGACGGCCAGCCCGACGAGCCCAAAGAUACCGAGAUGAAGGAUGCACCGGACGGCGAGGCGAUCAAGCCUGAUAGUGUGGAGGAGAAGUAG
Fonsecaea multimorphosa CBS 102226 is the source of this 2166-nucleotide messenger RNA. RefSeq lists its product as uncharacterized. The transcript has 4 exons. Gene Ontology annotation, cellular component: nucleus; cytosol. Bases 1 to 2166 code for a protein of 721 amino acids. The record is from RefSeq and is a predicted model, not a curated record. NCBI's taxonomy places the organism in Eukaryota, Fungi, Ascomycota, Eurotiomycetes, Chaetothyriales, Herpotrichiellaceae. Gene Ontology annotation, molecular function: ATP binding; ATP-dependent protein folding chaperone. Gene Ontology annotation, biological process: protein folding.